Molecule: messenger RNA, 1986 nt
Organism: Aspergillus pseudonomiae
Lineage: Eukaryota; Fungi; Ascomycota; Eurotiomycetes; Eurotiales; Aspergillaceae
Exons: 2
Coding region: 1-1986 (661 amino acids)
Source: RefSeq, a predicted model, not a curated record
AUGCUCUCUUUCCUUGCUUCGCCCCGGCUGGUGCUAGCUAUCGGACCCUCUGUUAUGGGUCUCGACCUCAAUGCUCGCGAUAUUCCACAUCCACAUCCACCUUCUCUGGCGGCUCACCAGAGUCACCCCAGAGGUCUAGGCAAGGAUGGUGUGAUGCUCAUGAACCGAAUCGCGCCCGGCACAUUCAAACUCUACAUCUCGGAUAUCGAUGGGAGCAAUGAACGGCCGCUCCUGUCAGAUCCUGUUUUCGAAUACCACGCCAGCUUCUCGACAGACGGGCAGUGGGUCCUCUUCUCCAGUGAACGCAACGGUGACGGAAACUCCGACAUAUGGCGUGUGCGCACCAACGGGUCAGACCUGCAACCGCUUGUAACAACACCGGCGGUCGAAGACUCCGUCGUGCUCUCACCGAAUGGCAGGCACGCUGCAUAUGUCUCGACCGAAGGGAUGAUCGCCAACAUUUCGGUCCUCGACCUGGUCACUGGCAUUCGCUGGAAUCUAACAGAUACGCCUGCUAUCGCUGCCACCACCAACAAAACUGUACCUCAUGGCUACUUCAAGCCGGCAUGGUCUCCAGACGGUCAGUGGAUCGCCUUUUCUUCCGACCGCAAUACGAAAUGGGCUGGCCACGGCUGGGAGACGUUCAUGGGCCUCAGCAGCUGGGAGCACACCCAGGAACUCUCGAUAUUCGCCAUUCGACCAGAUGGAACCGGCUUCCGCAAGGUCAUUGGCAAAGCUAGCUACGCCCUCGGCUCCCCCAGCUGGUCUGCAGACGGCAAGCGCAUCGUCUACUACGAGAUGACGCGUGAAACAACUUGGGACGCACACAGCUCGUUCGACAUCAACACAGCGAACUCCUCCAUUGUCUCCGUCGACUUCGCAACCGGCACCGACCGCGUUGUCGAGGUCAACACCUCCGGCGUCAAGAUUUUCCCUCAGUACCUAGGCAACACCAGCUCAAUCGGCUACCUCCUCAAAGGCACCACCUAUUACAACACCACUGCUCGCUCCCCUGCCUGGUCCCCAGACGGCAAACGCGUCGUCUACGAAAAGGUCUCCUGGGAUAUCCGCCCCCAGAACAGACUCCUCUACAGCUGGGAUGCCAACUGGACCUACCGCUUCACCGACGUCUUCCCAACCGUCAACACCGCAGGCCGACUAGCCAUCACCCAAAAACAGCUCGACGACUCCGCCGUCAUCUCCCUCAACGCCACGGGCACAGACAACGAAACCGUUUUCGACCCCGUAGCAAGUGGAAUCCUCUCCCUCUCCUCCGUCGAACAGGGCACCUCCGGUGCCUUCCAGUCCUCCUGGUCCUCCGACGGAAACUGGCUCACAUACGGCGUCGGCUACUGGUUCGCCGGGCGCGCGUCCAACGGCGGGUGGAUCGUGCGUUCCAAGGCCGAUGGCAGCGAAGCGAUGAACCUCACGACCAGCGCGAUCCCACUCUCAGCAGGCGGCAACAAUACCCUGAACACAGGGUUCCCCAGCUUCUCGCCCGACGGGACGAAGAUCGUUUUCCGCGGUUGGGGCGCCGAUGCAGAAGACGGCGAUACAUCGCAGCUAGGUCUCCGCAUUAUACACCUCGACCAAGUAACCGCCCACGGCACGUACCCCAUUACCGUGUUGACAAAUUGGUGGGACACGCUCCCUUCCUUCUCACCAGAUGGGACAAAGAUCGUGUUUACGCGACGCAUCAGUGGAAGCAACUAUGAGGUCUGCACGAUUGCGCCGGACGGCUCGGACCUGCAGGUGUUGACGAGUAGUGGAGCGAAUGAUGCGCAUGUGGUGUGGUCGCAUGAUGGCAGGAUCAUGUACUCGACGGGCGAGUAUGGGUUUCAGUCGGAGUGUGCGCUGUACGAUAAUACAUUCCAGCCGUAUGGGCAGAUCAACAUUAUGGAUGCAGACGGGGGGAAUAAGCGGGCGUUGACGAAUUCUUUGUGGGAGGAUUCGAUGCCGGCUUAUGUUCCGGGGGAGUUUCUUUAA